UGGAUUUUUCAUUUAUAAUUUUGCCCUUCACCGUCCCACAAUCUUCAUCACAAUGACAAAGCUUCUGGAGUGGCUUCUUGGUGUGUCACUGAUUGGUGUGGCAUGGGGACUCGUUACCUUUGACCUCCUUGAUUUGCAGUUGCCUCCCCAGUAUAGAGAGCUGGCGUGGCCCAUGCCUGUAUAUCUGCUGGUGGUGUUUGGGUGUUAUUCACUGGCAACUGUCGGCUACCGUGUGGCCACGUUUAAUGACUGUGAGGAUGCGGCCAAAGAGUUGCAAGCCCAAAUAAAAGAAGCCAAAGAGGAUUUAAAGAAGAAGGGAUUGAAGAUGUGAGAAUUACAUCUUAGCUUCUGUUCUUUUUAUAUACAAAUGCAAACGUAGUCCUAUUAUUUCUGUUUACUUUGUGAUGUCUGUACUACAAUAUGCACUCAAAGCUGUAGCUCAAAGCUGUCCAACUUUUUCCAAGUCUUUUUUUUUUUCAACAUGAUGUAAAUAAUGGUUUGAAAUGUCAACACACUGCACACCUGUGAAUGAUCUAUUUCCAGCAUUGUGACAGUCUUAUUUUAAACAUUACAGGCACAUGCAUGUAUUGUCAAUGGAGAGCAGUGCAGUCAGCUUCUCUAGAGUGUGUAUUUGUAUUGGCCAGGGAAUGAAUACAUCUUUUUUGAACCAGUU
Messenger RNA from Cyprinus carpio (common carp), 673 nucleotides. RefSeq names its product dolichol-phosphate mannosyltransferase subunit 3-like (gene dpm3). Gene Ontology annotation, biological process: GPI anchor biosynthetic process. Gene Ontology annotation, cellular component: endoplasmic reticulum membrane; dolichol-phosphate-mannose synthase complex. The transcript has a single exon. The record is from RefSeq and is a predicted model, not a curated record. Bases 53 to 331 code for a protein of 92 amino acids. Lineage: Eukaryota; Metazoa; Chordata; Actinopteri; Cypriniformes; Cyprinidae.